AUGCCAAAAACUUUAUCUCGCCCUAAAAAACGUCAUCCACCAUCAACUCAUAACAUCAACAUUCAUGAACUCGUCACAAGCAUAAAUGUACCAUUUCCACCAAAAAUAACGAUUAAGGACCUACUUGCGAAAGUCACAUCCCACGAUAAUAAACCUGGGAGAACACCUAAUGCAUUUAUAUCUUACAAGAUGGUACUUCAUCGCGCACUUAAAUCGCAAGGCUGUAAUUACCCAAUUUCGGUUAUUUCAAAGAUAGCAAGUUUAAAAUGGAAUUAUUAUGAACCGAACCAUGUUAAAAGCCAUUAUGUAAAGUUGGCAGAUGAAGCUAAACAAGAUCACAAAAAAUCAGGUCCAUUUUUUAUUAUGGCUCCAGAUUGCAAAAGUAAAAAAGAGACUAAUCCUAAAAAAGAAAUCUUUGAAGUUGAGAGUGAUAGUUGCAACGCGAGUAUUCAUUUGAAUAAUGGAGAACAAGGAUCUUACAGUGAUCAACCUUUUGAACAGCAAACAAUGGAUUUUUUAAACGGGUUUUCUGCUUUUUCUGCUCCAUCCGUUUUAAAUGAGUCUUCUACAUUCUUAAAUGAAUCUUCUGAAUUUUUGGAUGAGUCUUCUGCAUCCUUAAAUGAACAUUCUACAUUUUUAGAUGAGUCUUCUGCACCCUUAACACCAAUUUCGAACGACUUUUUACAAAAUCCUAAUUUAUAUUGGGCAUAUUUCAUAAAUAACGGUUGUUUUUAUAUUUAUCCAUAUCCAUUCUACAUUAUAGACAAUACUUGUGAUCCGAAUUGA
Molecule: messenger RNA, 786 nt
Organism: Racocetra persica
Lineage: Eukaryota; Fungi; Glomeromycota; Glomeromycetes; Diversisporales; Gigasporaceae
Source: the annotation of a GenBank genome assembly